CUUCUCCUCACUUGCAAUGGAAUCCUCAAAGCUCUUCAUUGUUACCCUUCUCAUCACUCAAGCUCUCUUCAUCUCCCACACACAAAUCCACGCUGCAGCCCCUGCAAACCCAAACCUCUUCACAGAAUACAUCGGCGCAGAAUUCAAGAACGUUAAAUUCACCGAUGUUCCCAUAAACCCAAAUGUCGAAUUCCACUUCCUUCUCUCCUUCGCCAUAGAUUACGACACCUCAGCCUCCCCUUCUCCCACCAACGGAAAAUUCAACGUCUUCUGGGACUCCGCUAAUCUCAGCCCCGCCCACGUGGCAUCCAUCAAGAGCACCCAUCGAAACGUCAAGGUGGGCUUGAGCUUAGGAGGGGAUACCGUAGGAAAGGGCUUCGCUUUCUUCAAACCCACCUCAGUAGAUUCAUGGGUUUCGAAUGCCGUUUCUUCACUCACAGGGAUCAUCAAAGAGAACCAUUUGGAUGGAAUUGAUAUUGAUUACGAGCACUUCAAAUCUGAUCCCAACACAUUUGCAGAGUGCAUCGGACGGCUCAUAACAACUCUGAGAAACAACAAGGUAAUCUCGUUCGCUUCUAUUGCUCCAUUCGAUGAUGAUCAAGUUCAGAGCCAUUACUUGGCCCUGUGGAGGAAAUUCGGGCACCAAAUAGAUUAUGUGAAUUUCCAGUUUUAUGCGUACGAUAAGGGAACCACUGUGCCUCAAUUUAUUAACUUUUUUAACACCCAAAGCUCCAAUUACAAUGGCGGUAAGGUUUUGGUAAGCUUUAUUAGCGAUGGAAGUGGUGGAUUAUCGCCCCAAAAUGGGUUCUUUACAGCCUGCAGUAGGCUCAGGAGUCAGCAGAAACUUCAUGGGAUUUUUGUUUGGUCCGCUGAUGACUCCAAGGCAAAUGGUUUCCGGUUCGAGAAGCAAUCACAAGAACUUUUAGCUGCUCCCCACUAGUACAACUUCGAUCUGUAACAAUAAAAAGUGCUGCAUACUAUUAUGAAUUAGAUUAAUUCCAGUAUCAUGUACUACAGUACUUACUAUUUGUUAAAAAAAAUAUGUGGCAUUGUUCCACAUUGUUUAUGUAUAAGAGUCUUUUUGCCUUUGAUUUCUAUAUAGUAAAGCUUUUUAUGUAAAACAUUGCGUAUAAG
Molecule: messenger RNA, 1134 nt
Organism: Corylus avellana
Lineage: Eukaryota; Viridiplantae; Streptophyta; Magnoliopsida; Fagales; Betulaceae
Product: chitinase 2-like
Biological process (GO): carbohydrate metabolic process
Molecular function (GO): hydrolase activity, hydrolyzing O-glycosyl compounds
Source: RefSeq, a predicted model, not a curated record